This is a messenger RNA of Atta colombica, 942 nucleotides long. RefSeq names its product heart- and neural crest derivatives-expressed protein 1 (gene Hand). The transcript is spliced from 3 exons. Bases 67 to 939 code for a protein of 290 amino acids. Gene Ontology annotation, molecular function: protein dimerization activity; RNA polymerase II transcription regulatory region sequence-specific DNA binding; DNA-binding transcription factor activity, RNA polymerase II-specific. Lineage: Eukaryota; Metazoa; Arthropoda; Insecta; Hymenoptera; Formicidae. Gene Ontology annotation, biological process: developmental process; regulation of transcription by RNA polymerase II. The record is from RefSeq and is a predicted model, not a curated record.
UGUGAAGUUAGUAUAAGUUGUGACAAAUUAUUAAAAGAAAACCUGACGGUGAUAAUAUCGGACAACAUGCUUAGCGGAUACGAGGCACAAACAGAGUAUUAUCCACAAUGGCAUCAACCAUAUAAUUAUGUCACUCAACUUCCCUACGGGCCUCUUGGCUCGGUUCCCGAUACUGACAGUCAAUAUUGGGGAGGCGCGGAUUCCGGUAUUUCGGGCGGUAGUUCAGGGGCCGGCAGUCCUACCGCUUCAACACCACCCCUUAUUGAAGAGAUUGGCGUUCAAGAAUCAAGUUACUCACCUCUGCAGCAAUACGUGCAUCCUUCGGCCGGUCAGCAUUACACUAACUUACCAUACCUCCAAGGGCAACAGGAAACGUCACUCCACCAUCAUCAUCAUCAUUCACAUCAUCAUCAUCAUCAUCAGCAUCAACCUAGUCAUCGACGUGAACAUGAGUUUGUGAGCGCUCAGAUAAGCCAGCAGGUUGUCGGCGGUACUCUUCAGCAUCUUCAUCAGGAUGUUCGCGAGAGUGGUGUUGCACCCAGACCGAAGAGACGAAACACUGCGAACAAGAAAGAGAGACGAAGAACUCAGUCCAUCAAUAAUGCUUUUUCUGACCUCAGAGAAUGCAUUCCUAACGUGCCCUCGGAUACAAAAUUAUCAAAGAUCAAAACUUUAAGAUUAGCCGCAUCCUACAUUGGAUAUUUGAUGGCGGUAUUGGAAAGUGACGAAGGAGAAGAACCUCAGACCUUUCGCGCGGAGAUCCUUUCGAGUGGUAGAAGGAAUAAAGCGACUCAACCUAAUCAAAAUGAAUCGUGUUUGCAAUCUGCCUCGAAUCUCAGCCAUGAAGAACCGACGAAGAGCAAAGGACGGACGGGUUGGCCGCAGCACAUGUGGGCCCUCGAAUUGAAGCAAGAAUCACCGACCAACCAAAUGCAAUAAAAU